UGAUGCAAGAAUUUGACGUUUUCUAAACAGGUGUUAAUACAUCAUUGACGGAUCAUCAUAUUCACAUCACAUAGGUUUCAACGGCUGCUCUACUGUUACAUUUUCAUCUUCUCUUUAAUCUGUAUUGAUUGAUUUCGUUCAUGGCCGAUGAGGAACAAUCGCAGCAUAAAAACCUUGAUGCUGCUGACCUAUCUUCCCUUAAGUCGCAAGAUAUGAUCGCUUGCUUGAAUGCAUUAGAGGCUGCGUUGCUUCCAUGCUUGCCGUCUAUUGAUCAUAAAGAACCUGUGCCGGAUUUUGAUGAUUCCAUGAUGACAGAGCUCGUAGAACCGCCUGCAAUGAAGGUGGAAAAAGCCGACGAUCGCCCUCUUCCUCCUCAUCAGACUGAUGUGGAGAAGCAGGCUAAAGCUUUCAUGGUGGCCGCCAAAAAACUUCAGCGAUAUUUUAUUUGUCUGCAACGUGCUGCUGACAGCAAGCCAACAAAGGCUGAAACUGUUAGAAAGGAGAUUGCUGCCAUGGAAGAAGAGUCAAAGCUGAAGGAUGAGCUCAUUCAGAAGCAAGAGAAACGGAUUGAAGACUGGAAAACUGAGUUCAAAUACCGAUUGGACAAGCACAAAGCUGAGUUAGAAAGGGUUUAGGAUAGAUAUUGAAUCGUUGUGCAGCUGUUUCCCUUAAAAAAUCACUGCUCUGAUUGGAAUUUUCAGCAAAAUUUUCUCAUUCAGCAGCUCUCACAUCUAUUCCUCCUGCCUGUUAAUACAUUCAUUUGCCUCCAAGAUUCAAGAAAAUUUGGAAAUUGUUGCAUUUUUAAUAUCAUGACAAACCAUUUCCAUUUGAGUACAAAUAGAGGCCAAUGUUUUUAGAUUC
Mangifera indica (mango) is the source of this 861-nucleotide messenger RNA. RefSeq names its product mediator of RNA polymerase II transcription subunit 28-like. The transcript has 3 exons. Gene Ontology annotation, cellular component: mediator complex. Lineage: Eukaryota; Viridiplantae; Streptophyta; Magnoliopsida; Sapindales; Anacardiaceae. The record is from RefSeq and is a predicted model, not a curated record. Gene Ontology annotation, biological process: regulation of DNA-templated transcription. The coding region runs from base 141 to 635 and encodes 164 amino acids.